AUGUACUUUACCAGCCUCUACCCUGCUCUGGAUACAGCAAGCCUGUUGACGGAAAGCCGAGCCAUGCAGGGCAGAAGCAGGCCCCUGGGCUCCCCUCUGCUCUGUCAGGGCCCACAGGCCAGGGCUGUACAGCGGGUCACCAGUCCCAUGGUGCAAUCUCUCCUGUCAUGCUGGCAAGCUGGGCCCAACCUGCCUACUGUGGGUAUAGUAGACUCCAGGGCCCUAGCCAAAAUCACAAUCUUCAGAACAUCCAGGGUACAGAAUCCUGUGAAGAGUUGGAUCCUGGCUGAGGCGUUGUGGCACCAGAAACAUCACUGA
This is a messenger RNA of Chrysochloris asiatica (Cape golden mole), 318 nucleotides long. RefSeq names its product oocyte-expressed protein homolog. The record is from RefSeq and is a predicted model, not a curated record. The coding region runs from base 1 to 318 and encodes 105 amino acids. NCBI's taxonomy places the organism in Eukaryota, Metazoa, Chordata, Mammalia, Afrosoricida, Chrysochloridae. The transcript is spliced from 2 exons.